CCAGUCAGUGACUCAGUGUUCACGUUACCUAGCAACCAGUGUUGCCCAGACAUGGCGGACAAGUCCAACGCAGAAUCUAUUAUAACCGAAACUCAAAAGAGGAUAAGUAACGCAUUUGAGGUGUUUGAUCACGAAUCCAACAAGACUGUUGAUGUCAGAGAAAUAGGCACCAUUAUCCGUUCACUUGGCUGUUUUCCAUCGGAAGCGGAACUACAUGAUAUCAUUGCUGAGCUUGAAGACGAAGAGCCCACUGGGUUUGUGCGCUAUGAGAAGUUUCUUCCAACUAUUACUAAAAUCCUGCUGGAGCGCAAGUUUCGUCCUAUUACAGAAGACCUGCUCCUUCAGGCCUUUGAGGUGUUAGAUCAACAGAAAAAAGGCCACUUGGAACCAGAGGAACUCACCAAGUAUUUAACACAAGAAGGAGAGCCCUUCACACAGGAAGAGAUAGAUGAAAUGCUGUCUGCAGCUGUUGAUCCUGAUAAAAAUGUCAUUCUCUACAAGGACUUUGUGAGCAUGAUGACCUUUGAUGACACUCGAUGAUGGCUGAUGGCAUGAAUAGAUCAAAUGAAUAAGUAGUUUUAUAGGUUAGGAUCAAGGUAUCAUAAACAAAAUCAUCUCAGUUACCAUAAUAAAUAAUAUACUGCACAUGUUAUUUUGACUCUUUACCCAUGGUAUACAUCAUUAAUGGUGUUCAUAAUGCCCAAAUACUCUUUCCUUAUUGUAUAGUUUGGCAAAAUUACACAAUAUGAUAUUUUACUCUAUUCAUAAUUAUUCAAAUAGGCUUUAAAGUGGAGAAUGUGUGCAAGACUGAGAGGGUGUAUCAUGGACUGAUGAUCAUUCUCCCUAUUAAUGAAGCAGGUUUAGCUUCAUUAUAAAGUCAGUGUGUGGUGUCUUUCUUCUUUCAGUUUCAUUAGCAGACUCUGAUACCACAGGUUUUAUGAAGGGGUGGCAUAUUCUUGCAGCUCAUUUUUUUCUAAUUAACCUGUGUCCCAUGAGUUGCCCUCUGUGAACUGACCAGAGAAGCAGUUCUCUGAUGAAGAAAAAAAAGAACUGAUCACUGAUACAAUGUAAUUGUAUUACAAUUGAACAUUAUAGUUCGAAAAAAAAAUUCUGGGCGUACUUUAUCAGUAUACCUUACACAACAAUGAAAUGCAUUACUCUCAGAGAAUAGUGUGAAACUAAAUAUAUUGAGUAAUCUGUAAUUUGAGAAACCCCAAAUAGUGCAUGAGGUAUUGUGUACAAUAUUGUAAAAACUGGAAAAGGCUACAAUAACCAUCUCAGGCUUUCCUGUUUAUAUAUACUUUUUUAUGUAUCAUAAAGUAAAGGUGAAGAUUCAGUGGUUCAAGGAUAGAUUAACAAAUAAUCUGGACAAUGCUGAGUUUUUAGGUUUAUGACAGUUUCCUCUUUGUUUAUGCUAAGGUUAUAUAGGUAUGUGUAUCUUUAUCUUAAGAAUGUACGAUAAAGCAGUACUGUUUCAUUUGACUAAAAACUGAUGGUCGUUUGCUAAUUUCUUACUGUUGAGAGUCUCAAAGCGGUGUGUUAUGGUUAGGAGUGUUUAAUUUAGGUGUGUGAGCAGUAGGUGGCGCUACUUUCCCAUGCUUACAAAAUGUCCCUUCAAAUUCCUACUAACAAUACAGCCAAAACAAUA
Molecule: messenger RNA, 1648 nt
Organism: Sinocyclocheilus grahami
Lineage: Eukaryota; Metazoa; Chordata; Actinopteri; Cypriniformes; Cyprinidae
Gene: drc8
Product: EF-hand calcium binding domain 2
Exons: 7
Coding region: 52-540 (162 amino acids)
Molecular function (GO): calcium ion binding
Source: RefSeq, a predicted model, not a curated record